UACUGCUACUGCAGUGCUCCAGCCGGUGCCGGAGGCUGGCGGACAGACCGACGGACGCUCGCCGAGCGCCCCGCCCGCCGCCCGGCCCUGCCCACGCCGCCGCCAUGCGCUGCGCCGCCGUCCUGGCGCUCCUGCUCUGCGCCGGGCAAGUCACUGCCCUCCCUGUCAACAGCCCUAUGAAUAAAGGGGACACUGAGGUCAUGAAGUGCAUCGUCGAGGUCAUCUCCGACACCCUGUCCAAGCCCAGCCCCAUGCCCGUCAGCCAGGAGUGUUUGGAGACUCUCAGAGGAGAUGAGCGGAUCCUGUCCAUCCUGCGGCACCAGAAUUUACUGAAGGAGCUCCAAGACCUUGCUCUCCAAGGGGCCAAGGAGAGGGCGCAGCAGCACAAGAAGCACCGCAGCUUCGAGGAGGAGCUCUCGGAGGUCCUCGGGAGCCAGAGCGGCGAGGCCAAGCCCCAAGAGGUGACAGAAGAACCACCCUCGAAAGGUGCUGCAGAGAGAAGAGAUGCCCAAGAGGCAGAGCCGAGCCCCGAGGCCCCAGACACAGCCAGGCCCUGGGCCUUCCCUGAGCCUGGGCAGGGGGACAGCCAGGCCCCGGGGGAGGAGGCCCCUAACACCCAGCCACCAGCCAGCCUCGCAGGCCACAGGCGCUCGGGCCCGCAGGCUGUGGCGGACGGUGAGGGCCCCUCCCAGGGCCUGAGCACAGAACAAGGGUCGCAGACAGAGGGGGAAGAGGAGGAGGAGGAGGCGGCAGAGAAGGGUUCCCCGGAGGAGGAAGGCCCCACUGCAGCAUCUGAACCCCAACAGAGCCUCGGCUCCAAGGAGACACAGAAAGGCCAGAGUCGGUCUGCGGCUCUGGUGGUGGAUGGAGGCCCAAAGCUGGGGGCUGAGGAGGCCCGGCCCCCCGAGGGCAGGGGAGAGCGGCCCAGGCAGGAGGAGCAGGACGAGGAGGACGCGGCAGGGGCCCUCCGAGGCCAGGCCGGGAAGAGCGGGGAGCAGGAGCCGCGGCCCUCCAGGGAGUGGGAGGAGGCCCCGCGGUGGAGCAAGAUGGACCAGCUGGCCCAGGAGCUGACGGCAGGGAAGCGGCUGGACGGGGAGGAUGAGGAGGACGACCCCGGCCCUGACCUGGACCCCGACCGCUCCAUGAAGCUCUCCUUCCGGGCCCGGGCCUUUGGCCCCAGGGGGCCUGGCCUGCAGCUGCGCCGAGGCUGGAGGCCAUCCUCCCCGGAGGACAGUGUGGAGGCGGGCUUGCCCCUGCAGGCCCGAGGCUACCCCGAGGAGAAGAAGGAGGAGGAGGGCAGCGCCAACCGCAGGGCAGAGGACCAGGAGCUGGAGAGCCUCUCGGCCAUCGAGGCAGAGCUGGAGAGGGUGGCACACCAGCUGCAGGCACUGCGGCGGGGCUGAGGCGCUGGCCAGCCAGGGCCCCUGGCACCCGUGGGCCUGGCUCUCUUGUCCCCUCUACAGGUCCUGCCCAGACGGCCAGGGCGCUGCUUCCGGUAGGGAGGUGGCCUCUGGCAGCCCGGGCCACCCUGCCCUGCCAUGCUCCUUCCCCUCCCUCCUGUCCCGCCCUGGCCUCCUGUGGAGUGGCCACGCUCUCCACCCUGCUCUCUGAACACAGGCAGCUUUCUAGAAGCCCCUCCAUGUUCACAGCCCCGGGCACAGCGGCAAUAACUUCUGAGCUUUCGGUGAAAGCUGAAAACUCCUGACUAGAAUACGUUCUGUAUAGAGUUCAUCUAAGGAAAAAUAAAACCUGCUCUGGGCUCUUUC
Messenger RNA from Ictidomys tridecemlineatus (thirteen-lined ground squirrel), 1766 nucleotides. It is a transcript of the gene Chga, whose product is annotated as chromogranin A. Lineage: Eukaryota; Metazoa; Chordata; Mammalia; Rodentia; Sciuridae. The record is from RefSeq and is a predicted model, not a curated record. Gene Ontology annotation, cellular component: chromaffin granule. Gene Ontology annotation, biological process: defense response to bacterium; negative regulation of insulin secretion; negative regulation of catecholamine secretion.